Molecule: messenger RNA, 3306 nt
Organism: Colletotrichum fioriniae
Lineage: Eukaryota; Fungi; Ascomycota; Sordariomycetes; Glomerellales; Glomerellaceae
Source: RefSeq, a predicted model, not a curated record
AUGGCGGCACCCAAAUCCAAAGUCCACCCCCUCAAUGGGAUGCACACGGCCGGAAUCUUUGCCGAUCCCACCGUUGACGGUCCCUUGAUCGGAACCUUAGUCGCUAUUGUCGACCGCGCAAAGAACUUGCCCAACCGCAAGACCAUUGGAAAGCAAGAUCCCUACUGCGCCGCCCGCCUCGGCAAAGAAGCAAAGCGGACCACGACAGAUAUUCGAGGAGGCCAAACUCCCAGAUGGGACCAAGAGCUUCGCUUCGCCGUGCACGACUCACCAGAUUACUACCAGCUCAAGGUUUCCGUAUUUCACGACGACAAAAAGACGGAUCUCAUCGGAGAGACAUGGAUCGACCUCAGGGACAUCAUCGUACCCGGUGGAGGCCAGAACGACAUCUGGCGCAAUCUUGCGUUCAAGGGCAAGUACGCUGGCGAGGUGCGCAUGGAGAUCACAUACUAUGACCAGCGACCGAAACCCGAGAAGCCAGUUGCGAAGCCUAAGCCAGUCGAGGCAGAGCCGACCGAGAACUAUGGCGGUACCAUUCCCCGAAAGCAGAUCAAGCGACGACCGCUGCCAUCUGAUCCCUUCACGGGUGAAGCCCCCGCCGGUCCAGCCCCGGAUCUGGCGCCAACCCCGCCUCGAGCCGGAGGUCCCAGAGGGCCCAAAGAAAUGAACAUUCCUACGCCAACAGGCUCAGAGAUCAGUCUUUCGGGGUCCCGACCAAUGCCCAAGGGCCCCAAACAGCAACAGCCCGCUCAGAUACCUACGCAAUCGCCGUUGCAAGCUAUCGAGUACAACACCAGCCCCGCUCCAGAUGCUUGGUCUAGCCAACAAGACUUGCAUGCGCACUCGCCCCAAGCUGCCUUGCCACCUUUGGAAACUACACCACAGCACACGCCGAGACAUGACCGCUACGAUAGCCCCAGCUCCCACCACGACGAGAGGGACUACAGCCCGAGAUACUCAUCCCAGGAAAUUGUCAACCAAGCUCACUACCGUCAGGGCUCCGAGCCACCGCGUGAUAUGCUCUAUUUGGAAGACCAGCGUCAUGCUUCACCUGCCGAGGACGAUCGACCACCGCCUCCACCUGCUCACAGAAGCCGGCAUAACAGCGGGAACUCACAAGAUAUGGUCGUGAGGGGUGCCUAUGACACUCCUCCCAAACCAGCCAAUGCUAUGAGACAAGACGUCCUCAGAAACGAGGCUCAUCGUGCGUCCGUUUCUACGGCAGCCUACCCUGGACGCCCCACAUACCGUGGCUUCGAUUCAGCACCUGCGGUCACAAACGCGCUGCCAGCUCCUGAAGAGCAUCGUCAAGACUCAGCGCCGCCGAGACAUCACUCGUACGAUGCCCACGCAGAGUACAGGUCUAUGCAGCCGACAGUCGAAGACGUACCCGAAUCGCCCAACACAGCCGCGAGCAAUGCUCAGCGGAGGAUUUCUCGCGCACCCCAGUACGAUGAGGCAAGUUACCGCCAAGAGCAAAACCAGCCGCCACCGCAGCAGCAGCACCAUCAGUCGACCGAGAUGACACGGCGCCGAAACUCCCAUACACCGCAGUAUGACGAAAUGGGAUAUGACCAGGGAUACGAUCAGGUUCCCAGUCCGGCACCAUUGAACAUCAGCGGAAGGGGAAGUGCCAGCUCGACUCGUCAGCGUGGCCACUCGCCACAGCCUAGCUAUGGCCGAGGGGACGAGAUGGGCCAAGGCGGACGGUACAGCACCUCUCCACGACCUGAGUUCCAGCCGAGAGGUGACGAGCUGGUGUUCGCAGGAAGAGGCGCCGUUUCUCCUGGUCACUAUAGCACAUCGCCACAGCCAGACUACCAGCAAGAUUACCAGCCCAGAGGCGACGAGCUGGUCCUCGCUGGCAGGGGCAAUGUUUCUCCCGGCCACUACAGUACUUCACCGCAGCCGUACCGGGGCGAUGAGAUGGUUCGUCAUCAACAAGCCUCUCCUGUCGCCUCUCGUGACUUUGCCCCAAGUCCCAUGGACGGAUCAUCUUACCACUCGCAUUCAAGGAGCCAGAAUCAGUACACCUCGCAGAGGUCUGAACUGGGAGGAACGCAGAUCACGGCUCACGGCAUGCCCGCUGUGCCAGCUUCUUUGGUACCAGGUGUCGAUCACAGUGUCUCUCAGGAGAUUUCGGAACGCAUCUACGAGGAGAGACGUCAACAACGGCGCUAUACUGAUCAGAGCAUGACCACCCCGACCCGUGGAAGACAACACAGUGAGCCACUCGGUUACGACGGAAGCUACUCGAACCAGUCCUAUGUUCCACCAGGAUACAACCACCGCUCUUCUGUGGCGUACGGUGCUCCCCAGCCUGACAUGAACCGUGGACGGGGUGUUUCGCCCAAUCCGAUGAGAGGACGGGGUGCGUCUCCUAACCCGAUGAUGGCAAGAGGCGCAUCGCCAAAUCCGCACGGCACCAGGAGGGGCGUAUCGCCCAAUCCCAUGAAUAUGACAAUGGAUAGAAGAGGAGCCUCGCCUCAGCCGCCCCCACAGCACAUGAGGUCGCGGGGAGCCUCACCUAACCCGCAUCACACGAUUAAGCGGAAAUCUGUUAGCCCCGCGCCGCCUCCGUCUGACCAUCGGAGACUGUCCGGUAUUCCGUUCGGGCCAGAUUCGUACGAUGCUCUCAAUCCAUCGCUGUCAGCUACCAGUAGUAACGUCUCACGGCCGGAUCCCGAUGAGAAGAUCAUCACUCAUGACGGACGUGAGAUUGACCCUUCAGAUCACUUGCCUAUGGACACAUGGGCCCCGGAACCCGAGCCCAAGGGACCCAAAACCCCAGCUACGGCUUCUGUCCGCUCACGAGUGUCACCGGCUGCUACUCAGGCAAUGCCCCCGACUGGUCGUCGGCAACUGCGUAUUGCAGGUCGGCCUCAGUCUCAAGCAUCGCCGGUCACAUACGGUUCAGAUCCUUACCAUGUCCCGGGCACACCACCGAGCGGAGGUCGGAACCGCUUGCAGAAGAAGACGCAACGCAUGUCUGCUAUGCCUACGACAUCACCGGCGGGUUCUAGCCCUCUAGCCCCUAUCUCGUCGCACAACUAUCAAGAUCACGGCAGCGACUUUACACCACCGCGUCUCCCCAGGGCAAGCACAUGGGACUACCCCAGCGAGAACCAUGCACCGCAAUACGGUAGCUCUCCUGGAGGUGGAUAUGGCGGCGCGCCCCCAAUCCCGGCUAAAGUUCCCUUGCCUAUCAUGAGCGGCGCGAAUGGUGAUAACGAGUGGGCUUUGAUGCAGGAAAUGAGCCGCAUCGACAUAGGCGCCGGGCGCUCCAGGCGUCAUCGUCACUACUAG